AUGGCUUUUAAUAUUGGCUCCCCUGUUAAAGAAAGGAGCAAGAUCUUUGAGAACUAUAAUGAACAACAAGGCCCUAAAAAUACGAGGUCGCUAUCCAGAAUCUCAUCUUCCCAGGCCAAUACAAUUUCCCUUAAGAAAUCGCCGCCAUUGAAGCAAUUAGAUCUAUCUGUUAGAAAUGCACAGGAUAAAGAGAAUCGGAGUUUUGCUGUAAAUUCUGGAUUAGGGUCUAAAAUAUUCAAUAGUCCCUUUCUACAGUCUGAGAAAAACAGCAAACCAGUCUUGAAAGUUAAUAAUGAGACCGCUAAAACUCCAAUACGUAAACAAAAUGAUAGUACUAAGAAGAAUUUAGCAAGCACCCAAAGUCCUCCAAAAACUAUCAGUAAACCAAAAGAGAAGUUAUUUGCAGUUAAUACUACUCCAAACGUAGAACGUAAACUUACAGUUGCGAAUGUUUCCAAUGACAAUAAAAAAUACUUUGAGUUCCUUUGUAGGGUUGGUGAAGCGAAGAGAUGGAUAGAAGAAGUCAUCAAGGAAGAGUUACCCGAUGAGUUAGAGCUUGCAACAGGCAACGCUAUGAGGGAUGGUUACUUUCUAGCUAAACUGACCCAAAUUAUUAAGCCUGAUCUUGUGUCAAAUAUAAUCCCUCCAGGUAGGCUGCAAUUCAAACAUACUCAAAAUAUAAAUGCGUUUUUCGCUUUAACUGACCAAGUCGGCGUCCCUGACCUUUUCAGAUUCGAAUUGACUGAUUUAUAUGAGAAGAAAGACUUGCCAAAGGUUUUCGAGACAUUGCACGCAUUGGCCAGUAUUUUGAACGCCAGAUAUUCUGGACAGGUUCCAGAGAUUUUGAAUCUAUCUGGAACGCUCGAGUUUUCUGAGGAAACCCUUCGAAUGUGCAAACGUAGACUUCCCAAUGUUAGGAACUUUAGGUCCUUUAAGAGUGAAGGUGCGUCUUUUGCCCUAAAUACUAUGACAAAUAAUAAUGAAGGACUAAUAAAGGACUGGACAUUAAAGAAAGCGGAAGCAACCCCUGAACCUAAUACACAAGACGACAUCAGCUCAAAUUAUGACCGUGAGCUAAAUAGUCCGCAGAUUUCAGAAACUCAAUUGAGCACUCCUACUAAUCCAACUGAUGAAGAUACAAUAGUUGUUGCCCCUAAGUAUGAGCUCCCUAUGCUCGACUCAAGUAAUAUUCCAGAGCUUAAGAAAUCUACAACUUUCAGUAAAGAAGACGCGCCUACUACACCAGAAAAGCAAACUGCUCAAGCAAUUUACCCAUCUCUCCGCUAUACAUCACCUUCAUACCUUAAAGAGCCUCAUAUGGAAUCCAGAACAGCUUCAAUGCUAUUUUCAGAUCCUUUUUUGCGAACCACUAACACAAACUUGAAUUACAAUACCCACAUAAACCGAUUCUCAUAUUAUUCACCAGGUAUUUCGAGGCGAAUUGCAUACGGCACCGAGUUACCGUACUCACCUGAGCAUGAUUACGGUGGCUUAACGCAGUACGGCUACUCAUAUAUUACACCGUCAUAUUCUCCUACUAGGAGACAGCGAAUGACUGAAAGUAGUUUUUUGGAUACUCUGAUUAAAAUGCAAGCCUAUGCUCGAGGCUCAAAUUUGCGCUUUGAAUUGUUCAUAAAAAGAAGGAAAAUCGAUCUCUUCGUACCUGAGAUAGAAGGAUUCAUAGCAAUUGCGAGAGGACACUUGAUACGCUGUCGUGAAUUGGGUAAAAUACAGCCAAAGCCUACGAUAGAUGUUGAGGCUUUAGAUAUUUUUAGGGCUAUUAUUAUUGGGAAUUUAUAUCGGAAUAAGGUCGAUUCUUUGAGAAUAAAAUGUUUAAGAAACGAAAACUUCAUCAGAGCUUUCCAAAACAUUGCAAAGGCUGUUUUGUCGAGAACACGUUGUAAAUCCAGAUUGUCAGAUGUUACUUAUUGCGAGGAAAAUAUUAUCAACUUACAGUCACAUAUCAAGGGCCUGCUUCUUAGACGCUUACUGCUACCCAGAGACUCUGAACGGUUUAUAACUUGCAUUCAAUCCAUCACCAGAGGAUUCAUAAUAAGAAGAAGAUUAAAUGAACAGGCACAAUCUUUAUCUGCUUCAAUUCUUCAAUUCCAGUUGCAAACUAGAGGAGUAUUGGUAAGGAUGGCCUUAAAGAGCCAAGUAGAGCUAUUAAAUGAACGCUCAUCAACAAUAGUAUGUUUACAAGGUCUAUGUCGCAGCUUAAUACUUAGAAGAAAAUACCACUGCAUAGUUCACUACACUGCGGACACUGAAGUGAUUCUUAAACGUUAUCAAGCCAAGAUAAGAGGCAAUCUAAAGCGUCAGAACUUAAACAGCUUACAACUCUUGCUCCUAGAAGCUAUUCCAUCUAUUGAUAAAUUGGUAGGCUUAUUGAAAGGCUAUGUACUUCGUUCAAAUAUGAAGUUGAUUCAGCGACCAUCAGGAAAUAUAAGGCAAAUUAUCUUGAUACAAGCUAAGCUUAAAGGUAUCCUAACUAGGUUUGCAAUUGAGUUGGUCGAUGGAGUUAUAGAGAGGAAUUUUAUAACCAUAUUCCAGGGAAAGAUACGGGGUGCAAUGCUAAGAUCUGAACUUCGCAGCAAUGUUAAUUAUUAUCGACGCAACCUUUAUGCAGCAAUCAAGUUACAGAGCGCUAUAAGAGCUUAUCAGCAACACAUGGCCUUCAAUGAACUAAAAACGUCUAAUAGUCCAGGUUUAUGGUCAGUUAGAAAGUUUGUACACCUUUUAAAUGACCGUGAAAUAAAUGAUGAAAUUUCUGUAUUACAACUCAAAAAGAAUAGCGUCAAUGAAUAUAAUAAAGCAAUCCUACGGCUUCAGUCGAAAGUACUGAAAUUAGCGGUAAAGUGGAAGUUACUAGAAAAGCGUGGGAUAGAUGCAAGCAACUUUAUGUCGGAGGCUGGCUUGAAAAACCUUCAGAAAUAUUUCACGAAAAUAGCACCAUCUUCUGUUAUAGAACGCAACAGUUUAUACAGUCAGAUUUGCUACCUGCUACAGGUUAGUCCAAAAUACUGGAAGAUAAUGUUUAAGCUAGAGCAUAAAUUAUGCAUAACACAUAUGCCAAAAUUGUUUUCAAGAAAUUAUGGACUGAUACCGUAUAGAGAGAAUAUGCUAUUCAUUAACAUGAUCGCUGAAUUGAUGAAUGAUGAUAUCAAUCAAAGCUCGAAAGAUGUUUUUGUCACUUCAGGAUAUCGAAGUUCCGCUUGGGGAACACUGCUCUCGGAAUAUCUACAAAUUCAUAAGAAUGCUGAACUUAACUCACUAUUUUCCAAAAGCUUAGUUACAUUCAACAAUAUUAAAGUUGAUUUUGAAAGUGAUCCAGCCAAUAUUUACCAACAGCUGCAUCCAUCUAAGUCACCACUAGCGUCUCAUUUAGCAAUUGCAAAUCCCGAAACGAGAGCUAAAUACGUGGAGAACAUGAUGAAUAUAUGGUCAGUUACUGAAUCUGUAAGAAUGGCGUUAACAAACCUGAAAGAUGAAAUACCACUUGAAAUAAGAUACCUAUGCACAUUGGCAUACAGAGCCAUUUCCAGGAAAAGUUCUGAUGAAUAUGAUGCGUUAAGAGCAGUUUCAAAAGUUCUGGUUGAACAUGUUAUCAUCGAAUUCUUCUACAAGCGUUCCAAUUUUGGUUUUGAGGAUAAGGUUCGUAACAUGGACGAUAAAACUAAGAUCAUAUGUGAUACACUGUCUACCAUAUUCAGCCUAAAGGACUUCACGGGAUUUUACGAGCCAUUAAACUCUUACGUCAGAGAUAUUAGACCUGAAAUAAUAGAUCUAUUAAGAAGCAUGCCCAUUUCAACAGAUUUAGGGAAAGAAUUUAGGGCUCUUUUGUAUAAAGAUAUUGCAGCUAAGGAAGGACCUUCUUUGGCAAUUCGUCAAAAAUACCUGGAUUUAAUAAUCGGGAUGUUUAUAACGCAUUCAAGUUAUCUUCCCCAAGGUGAUCCAAUUAUCAGCCUAUUAAAACAAAUGAAACGUGUAAUGGAAAGUUCAUCAAGUGGUAAUAAUGAUGUCUUAUCUUUGGAAUUAGAACCUGCAGCUUACCAAUUUCCGUUGGCAGAUAUCAAAUCUACUGAAGCUUAUAACAAGGCUAAGAGGGGUGUUUGCUACUUGAUGCAAGUAGAAGAUGUAGACACUAGCAUUACAGACCUACUAACAAGUGAAGUUUAUCCUGAAGACGAUAGGACAUUUUUGGUAUUACAACGGAAGUACCGUAAAAUCAGGAAUGACAUGCAUAAAAACUUUCCUGGAAUUAACAACUAUGUUGCUUUUAAGAAACAUGUUAUUCAACUAAUAUUGGAACUAACACAAGAAGGUUCUAUAAAUUCCUCUAAUAACUACCAAUCUCUACUAGCUGAUAUUUCGAACUCAAUCCGCAGAAGAAAUGAACCUGAAAUUACCGACGAGGAAGAUCUAUCUUCCCUAAAAAGUGUUUGUGAUAUCUUACACCAGAAGCGGGAAUACUUGUCCCUUUUAGCUACAGCCGUUGAUAUUGCGACUACAAGAACACUUAAGCGGAUACAGAAGGCGAACAGUUAUACCAACUACGUUAAUAAAGGAUCAGGAUUUAGCAAGCUCUUCAAAGAUGCAUGUAUGAAGAUACCAUGUAAUAGGUCUUUAAGCUCAUCAGAUACCAGUCAUAGAUGGAGCUUCAAACAGCUGCGUGCAAAUGGUGUACUCAGCCGAGUGGAUUCAGCAGGACAUGAAUUUGAGGCAAGCAUCUCUGGUUCAAGUAUAGAUAGGCUGCCGGACUGUGGUAUUAAGAUAUCCACGACCAACGGAGAAAACUUCCAGCUGACUAUCACCAAUUCCAGGAACAGGAAAUUUUAUUACCAAGAAGUAGUAAAGUUUAACGACUUGCUGAAUAAAGAAGCUGAAGACUGCAAUGCAGAGCUUAACGUCCAUAACUUUAUCACACUCAGAGUAUCUCGGUUAAUAGACCUGUUAUGCGGGGUGUAUCUCAGACAAACAAAAGUAUAG
Eremothecium sinecaudum is the source of this 4989-nucleotide messenger RNA. It is a transcript of the gene IQG1, whose product is annotated as Iqg1p. Lineage: Eukaryota; Fungi; Ascomycota; Saccharomycetes; Saccharomycetales; Saccharomycetaceae. Gene Ontology annotation, cellular component: cytoplasm. Gene Ontology annotation, molecular function: protein binding; GTPase activator activity. The coding region runs from base 1 to 4989 and encodes 1662 amino acids. The transcript has a single exon. The record is from RefSeq and is a predicted model, not a curated record. Gene Ontology annotation, biological process: regulation of GTPase activity; regulation of actin cytoskeleton organization.